Messenger RNA from Purpureocillium lilacinum, 4617 nucleotides. RefSeq names its product serine/threonine-protein kinase. NCBI's taxonomy places the organism in Eukaryota, Fungi, Ascomycota, Sordariomycetes, Hypocreales, Ophiocordycipitaceae. Gene Ontology annotation, molecular function: protein binding; protein serine/threonine kinase activity; ATP binding. Gene Ontology annotation, cellular component: late endosome; phosphatidylinositol 3-kinase complex, class III, type I; nucleus-vacuole junction. Gene Ontology annotation, biological process: macroautophagy; late endosome to vacuole transport; protein targeting to vacuole. The record is from RefSeq and is a predicted model, not a curated record.
AUGGGCCAAGGCUUCUCUCUCGCGACGCCGUCGGCCGGCUCGGCCGGCAUAGACAUUGCGCAGCUUCAGGAUGUGCAGUACGAGCGGAGCAUCGGCAACGCACGCUUCAUGAAGAGCAUCCGCGGCCGACACGAGAAUGGCAUCGUGCUCGUCAAGGUGCUCGUCAAGCCGUACGCAGAGGCCAACCUCGACGAGUACAAGAAGCUGCUCAUCCAGCAGCGCAAGGCUUUGGCCGACGUCCCCAACGCCCUCGGCUUCCAGAGAAUCAUCGAGACGGAGACGAACGGAUACCUUGUCCGCCAGUUCCAGUACAGCUCACUUUACGACAGGCUGAGCACUCGGCCCUUCCUAGAAGACAUAGAAAAGAAGUGGCUGGCAUUUCAGCUGCUCUGCGCCCUGCGCGACUGCCACGCCCGCGACAUCUACCAUGGCGACAUCAAGGCCCAGAAUGUGCUCGUCACAUCCUGGAACUGGUUGUACCUGACUGACUUCUGCGCGCCAUACAAGCCGGUCCUGUUGCCUGACGACAAUCCUGGCGACUUCUCCUACUUCUUCGACACGUCCGGCCGCCGAACCUGCUACAUUGCCCCCGAACGCUUCUAUGCUGCUGGCGAAGUGCCACCUCGAAAGGCCAAGAUGACGUGGGCCAUGGACAUCUUCAGCGCCGGCUGUGUCAUCGCACAAAUGUUUCUCGAGUCGGAGAUAUUCAGCCUCGCCCAGCUCUACAAGUAUCGCCGGGGCGAAUACGACCCCGUCAUCACCCACCUGAGCGUCAUAUCGGAUAAGGACGUCCGCGACAUGAUAGCUCACAUGAUUCAGCUUAACCCCGAGAAGCGCUACUCCGCCGACCAGUACCUAGAGUUUUGGAAAGGCAAGGUGUUUCCGACAUACUUUUACAGCUUUCUGCAUCAGUACAUGGAGUUGAUCACGGAUCCCUCAUCGGGCAACAACCCCAUGUCAGGGUCGCAGAAGAACAUGGGCGAGUCCGAUGACCGCAUAGACCGGGUUUAUUACGACUUUGACAAGAUUUCCUACUUUCUUGGGUACCAGCCUGAAAAGCGACUGUCUGGUGCUAUGCCAGUGUCGUCACGCCUGGGCCUCGGCCACUUCCCCGUUCGUUUGAGCAUACCGAAUCACGAACAUUCAGUCUCUGCGGACCUGGAGCCGCCCGAAGACGAUGGGACGCUGAUAUUUCUUACUCUUAUCGUGUCCUCGAUGAGGACGACUGCGCGCGCCUCUUCGCGAGUGCGGGCGUGCGAUGUUCUGCUGGCUUUCGCCGAGAGACUCACCGACGAGGCCAAGCUGGACUGGGUGCUCCCAUACCUCAUGACGCUGCUGCGCAAAGAGGAGACGGACAUUGUCAUUGUGUCUGCCAUUCGCACCAUCACCCAGCUCCUCCAGCUGGUACGCAUGCCGACGCCCAUCAACUCUCACCUCCUGGUUGAGUACGUCUUGCCGCGCAUGGAGAUUGCGCUGGGCUCGCGGUCACGAAUCGCCAGCCCUUUGAUCAGAGCGACAUACGCCUCAUGUCUAGGCAGCCUGGCGUCAACGGGCCAGCGCUUCUUGGAAAUCGCGUCCAGCCUUAGAGCCGACGGCUCGAUGCCCAUGACAGAUCCAGAAGUCGAACCGGGGGCUGAAGCUGAGGCUAACUUUGAGAGCGUCUUCGAUAGUGCUGGCAGAGAGCUCUUUGACAUCCUAGAGGGUCACGCGAAGCAGCUGGUAGAAGACCCAGAUGUCGACGUUCGCCGCGCGUUUCUGGCGUCAGUUCCAGAGCUCUGCAUGUUCUUUCAAGAGCACUCCAACGACAUCCUCCUCACUCACCUCAAUACUUACCUCAACGACCGCGACUGGACGUUGAAGUGCGCAUUCUUCGACACCAUCGUUGGCAUCGCAGCGUUUAUUGGCAGCACGAGCCUCGAGGAGUUUAUGCUUCCCCUCAUGGUUCAAGCUCUGGCCGAUACAGAAGAGUUUGUGGUGCAGGCAGCGUUGCACUCGCUGGCGCAGCUCGCGGGCCUGGGCCUGCUGUCGAAACCCAAGAUAUGGGAGUUGGUCGACCUCAUCGGCAGAUUCACCAUGCAUCCCAACAUAUGGGUUCGCGAGUCGGCAGCAGAGUUCCUGGCCAUGUCGGCAAGGUUCCUGGCGCUGGCGGAUUUUCGUUGCAUUCUGCUGCCUCUGAUGAAGCCAUAUCUCAAGGUCGACAUGCUGUCUGAAUUCGGCGAGCUCCACCUCUUGGAUACCCUCAAGAAGCCCAUCUCUAGGGCCGUUUUCGAGCAGGCCAUCACUUGGGCUACCCAAGCCGAUCGAGGUGUAUUUUGGAAGCCGCUACAGAAGCUUCGGUCACUGACCCUCGCCUCUUCAGCUGCCAUGGCCGGUCGGUCAUCCAAGGACCUCAGCGCCACGUCAAUGAGCAAGAUUGCCCGGAACGAGGAGGAUGAGCAGUGGCUCGAGAAGCUGAGAAAUCUAGGCCUUAAGCCGGAAGACGAGUUGAAGCUCCUGGCUCUACGCGAGUUUAUCUGGCGCCUCAGCAAGCUAAAAGCACGAGACUCGUCUCCGGCGGAGCCAACAAUGUCGAAUGGGUUGGUCUCAUUGAAGAGCCUCGGCGUAACGCCACAAACUGUCUUCUUCAAUGACGCGCCCCUGCGAGACCCGUCGAUCGAGCCGGAUCUGGACUCUCCGCCGGGGCCCUACACUAUCGCGGACGCGCUGCUGGACGCUUCCAUGACCAUCGACGACACGCUGAGCAAGAGAAGGUGGGCUGCACUGAACAAGCAAAUGGGGCGAGUACAAAGUGUUGGCCCUCGGCCGACACAGGCUUCACGGCGCCUCAUGUCGCCCGAAGGCAGCGAACGGGCCAGCUCGCUGCAUUCCAGGAGAGGUUCUUCGAUUGGUCGCGGCAUUGGCGAUGAUGAACCGUCCCUUCAGGACGGUUCCUAUUCCUCUAGGAGAGCGAUACGGCAUCAAGCGAGCGCCUUGAGCCUCCUGGAUCGGAAAAAUGGGAGCAAGACUGUCGCAGAAACGGGAACCAGCGACGCCAACGCCUUUGGAGAAGUCGAAGGGCCGUUUGUCCUAAGCCCGUCUGCGCCGUCGGCCCCCUCGCGAGGAAGCGAAGAGCGCCGACUGCCGCCCAAGUCAACCAGGCACACUUAUGAAGGGACUGACCCCAACAUUCAACGCAUGCUGGACAGGAUGUACAUUGACAACUUCCCCCGCGAUGUCUUGGACUUUGGUCCAAUGGUGCAGCCCAUCUCGACCGGCAAGAACCGGGUGGUUAACAUGCAGCCGACGGAGGCCCAAUGGAGACCGGGAGGUCACCUUGUGGCUACGUUUGGAGAACACAAAGGGCCGGUAAACCGAGUCGUCGCAUCUCCAGACCAUGUCUUCUUCGUCACAGGCGGAAGCGACGGAACGGUCAAGGUCUGGGACACGGCCAGGCUCGAGCGCAACAUAACCCACCGCUCCAGGCAGACGCACAAGCACGCUGAAGAGGCUCGAGUGCUGGCCCUCUGCUUUGUGGAGGACUCGUACUGCUUCGUGAGCUGUGCCAGCGACGGUAGCAUCCACGUGGUCAAGGUUGACACGGUCACCGCCAGCGGCGUCAUUAGGUACGGCAAGCUUCGGGUCGUGCGGGAGUACCUGCUGCCAGAAGGUGAAUUUGCUGUGUGGUGCGAGCACUUUCGGCAAGAAUCGUCAUCAGUCCUUAUCGUCGCCACGAACCGAUCCAGGAUCCUGGGCAUCGACCUCAGGACAAUGGCUGUCUUGUACGAGUUGGAGAACCCCGUCCAUCACGGAACCCCGACCUGUUUCUGCAUUGACAGGAAACGAAACUGGCUCUGCGUGGGCACGUCGCACGGCGUUAUCGACUUGUGGGAUCUUAGAUUCAAGAUGAGGCUGAGAGGAUGGGGGGUCCCGGGCAAAAGCUCCAUCUACCGCAUGUGCAUCCAUCCGACCAAGGGUCGCGGCAAAUGGGUUUGCAUAGCGGGCGGCACCGGACAGGGAGAGGUGACGGUGUGGGAUCUGGAGAAGACGACGUGCCGGGAAAUUUACCGCACCAGCGGAAGCAAGGACGGUCCAAAGGGCUACAGCGCGUGGGACGUGGACGAGGACAAGCCAGAGGGCAUGUUGGGCAGGUUUGCCACGAACCUCGAAAACAGCGACGUGGCCAACGCGGACCGAGGGGUUCGGGCGAUGGUGAUAGGCACCGGGUCCGUCGAGGACUCUCGCGAGGUCCGCCACGCCUACAUUGUGACGGGAGGCUCAGACAAGAAGCUGCGAUUCUGGGACAUGAGCCGUAUCGAGAACUCGAGCAUCUACAGUGGCCUGCAGCCCGAAGAAGCGCAACCGACUUACACAGCGACAAACCCCUCGACGGGUGUCAUACUCAACACGGAAAAGGCGCCGCGGCAGGCCGGGCCAGGGACCAACGGAGGCAACGGCACGGCGGGCAAGGGAAAGAGCUCAGGCGGUGGGCGCCCGCCGCGAUCGACAGUGAUUUCGAUGCAGCAGCAGCAGCUACUCCAGUCUCACCUAGACGCGGUCUUGGACAUGGUGGUAUUGGAGUACCCGUACACGAUGAGCGUGUCGACGGACCGGUCGGGCGCGGUCUUUGUCUUUCAGUAG